CCAACCACAACAAAACCAAACCCGCAUUUGCUCCUCUUAGAAAAUUCUCAUUCUCCCCCAAAUUCCACUCUGAAAAUUCCCCAGAGAGAAAAAGAGAGAGAAACCAUGAACACGAUGCACUACGCGGAGGUGAGCACCACCGGCGCCGGCGGCAAGCUCGACGAGGUCGACAUCGAGUCCGGCGAGGUCUUGUACCCGGGCCUCAGCAAAGGCGAGAACCAGCUCCGUUGGGGUUUCAUCCGCAAGGUCUACGGCAUCUUAUCCGCUCAGCUUCUUCUCACCACCGCCAUCUCCUUCGUCACCGUCCUCUACACUCCCGUCAACGAUCUCCUCAAGGGCAGCCCCGGCCUUCUCAUGUUCUUCGCCUUCCUUCCUUUCGUCUUGUUGUGGCCCCUGCAUGUUUACCAGCAAAGGCAUCCCCUGAACUUUGUCUUCCUUGGACUUUUCACUGUGAGUCUCAGUGUCACUGUUGGUGUAGCGGUGGCGAAUACUGAUGGAGCAAUAGUGCUUGAAGCAUUGAUUCUAACCUCUGGUGUGGUUGCAUCCUUGACCGCUUACACCUUCUGGGCUUCGAAGAAGGGCAAGGACUUCAGCUUCCUUGGACCAGUCUUGUUCACUGGCCUCAUGGUUCUCCUGCUAACCAGCUUCAUGCAGAUGUUCUUCCCUCUUGGUCCUACAUCUAAUGCCGUUAUUGGUGGCGUGGGUGCUAUUAUUUUCUCUGGGUACAUAGUCUAUGAUACCGAGAACCUCAUCAAGCGGUUCACCUAUGAUGAGUACAUCUGGGCCUCCAUCACGCUUUAUCUGGACAUUCUGAACCUGUUCCUUACAAUCCUGCGGAUGCUGAGGUCGAGCGACAAUUAGUCUGGGCCAACCCAAACUCGCUGCAGUCUGGUUUUGGCAAAAAAACUCAUUGUGGACAUAGUAUAUGUAGUCCAAGGCUGAACAUACCAUUGUGGAUGUAGUAUAUGAUUUCUUUUCCACCCUUCUACUCUUAAUAGUUGUUUCGGCUGAGUUUGCUGUGGGAUGUCUUGGAAUUAAUGUGCUUGCAGCAAGGCAAUUAUGUUAACCGUUUUCUAA
Molecule: messenger RNA, 1077 nt
Organism: Rosa rugosa (rugosa rose)
Lineage: Eukaryota; Viridiplantae; Streptophyta; Magnoliopsida; Rosales; Rosaceae
Product: BI1-like protein
Exons: 4
Coding region: 106-861 (251 amino acids)
Cellular component (GO): membrane
Source: RefSeq, a predicted model, not a curated record